AUGAUUCCGUAGAUUGAUUUUCCAAUUUACGGGAAAAGUUGUUUAAAUAAAGAAGAAAUUUUUUAUUCUUUCAGAUGGCUGUUGAUUUAGAGUCUUUAUCCGAGGCUACUUCGGGUGCUUUAGGGUCAUUGUUAAGCACCACGAUCUUGUAUCCUCUUGAUACCUGUAAAACCAAGUACCAAGCCGAAGUUCAAACCCAUGGUCAACGAAAAUACAGGAGCCUUUCAGACGUACUUUGGGAAGCGGUAUCUACCGGCCGAGUUCUUUCUUUAUACCAAGGUUUAGGCACAAAAAACCUACAGUCAUUCAUUGCACAGUUUAUCUAUUUCUAUGGAUAUAGCUACUUCAAAAGACUGUAUCUAGAAAAGAGCAAUUGCAAGUCGAUUGGAACGAAAGCAAACUUGAUUCUUGCUGCAGCGGCAGGGGCUUGUACUGCUAUUGUCACUCAGCCCCUGGAUACAGCCUCCUCAAGGAUGCAAACCAGUGCGUUUGGAAAAUCGAAAGGGCUCUGGAAGACCCUCUCAGAGGGCACCUUGAGUGAUGCAUUCGAUGGCCUUGGCAUAUCACUUUUGCUUACCUCCAACCCUUCAAUUCAGUUUACAGUUUUUGAUCAGCUGAAACAAAGACUACUUAAGCAAAAAUUGAAGGAAGCAGAGCAUGGUUCGUCCCCGGUAGUUCUAUCUGCCUUCACAGCUUUCCUGUUAGGUGCGGUUUCGAAGAGUAUCGCUACUAUUUUGACUUAUCCGGCAAUCAGGUGCAAGGUAAUGAUCCAAGCCGCAGAUCCAGACGACGACGACAAUGAUAAAACCAAGAGAGCUCAACAAAAACCACGGAAAACAGUGUUGGAUGUUGUUCGUACUAUUUGGAAAAGGGAGGGGAUUUCCGGCUUUUUCAAGGGAUUAGAGGCUCAAAUCACGAAGACCGUGUUAAGCUCCGCUUUGCUUCUGAUGAUCAAAGAGAAAAUCUCAGCCACAGCCUGGGUUCUUAUACUUGCUCUCCAAAGAUAUCUAUUUCUUACAAGGGGUAGACUAAAAAAUGCAUGACAUGAACAAAUAUCAGCUAUUACUUGAAAGUCAAGUUAAUGAUCUGGCUUCAUUCGAAUACAAACUGUUUGUAGUUUAUGGGA
Messenger RNA from Hibiscus syriacus, 1126 nucleotides. RefSeq names its product peroxisomal adenine nucleotide carrier 1-like. The record is from RefSeq and is a predicted model, not a curated record. Gene Ontology annotation, molecular function: ATP transmembrane transporter activity; ADP transmembrane transporter activity. Gene Ontology annotation, biological process: ADP transport; fatty acid beta-oxidation; ATP transport. The coding region runs from base 75 to 1043 and encodes 322 amino acids. Gene Ontology annotation, cellular component: peroxisomal membrane. NCBI's taxonomy places the organism in Eukaryota, Viridiplantae, Streptophyta, Magnoliopsida, Malvales, Malvaceae. The transcript is spliced from 5 exons.